CAGGAAAUAUGGCGCACAGAAGAACAGAGCAGAUACCGAUAGUAUUUAUUUUAUCAAUCUAUUCAUUUUCCUCAUUAUUUUUAACCCUUCUGGUGUCUUUUUCUAUAUUUGAAACAGUUAUCAGUGAAAAUGCGUUCAGUGCCAGUCACACAGCCAGUAUAUCCAUCGCUGCUGCUCGAGAUUUACGGUACCUUCUAUAUGACGUGAACCCCCCUGAGGGUUUCAAUCUGCGGAGGGAUGUCUAUAUCCGCAUGGCCUCCUUGGUGAAGACCUUGAGGAAGGAUGGGGAUGACUGGGUGUUGGUGCUCCCCCCAUGGGGUCGCCUGUACCACUGGCAGAGCCCGAACAUCCACCAGAUCCGCAUCCCAUGGGGAGAGUUCUUCAGCCUCACUAGCCUGCAGGCCAACGUCCCUGUCAUUGAGUACGAGGAGUUUAUUGCAGAGAAUGGAGGCCCAUUCAUAGACCAAGUUCUGGUUCUGCAAAACUACGCCGAGGGAUGGACUGAUGGGAAAUGGGAGGAAAAAGUAGAUGAGCGGCCAUGCAUUGAGAAGAUGAUGUACUCCAGAGAUAAACAAGGAUUCUACAGGGGCUGGUUUUGGGGCUUCGAGGAGACAAGAGCUCGAAAUGUAACAUGUAUAUCAGCCCAAGGCCAUGCUUCUAUCAUGGCGCCUGUACUUCAGAAAAACAUCACAGUGACUUCCGUUAUGCUGGAUCGGGCAGAGACUCUUCUUCAUGAUCACUACGCUGGGAAGGAUUACUGGGAUACCCGCCGCAGUAUGGUUUUUGCCAAGCACCUGCGCCUCAUAGGAGAUGACUUCAGAGCAAAGUACCUGAACUCUUCGGAUGACAGAGACAACACGGUUUACAGUGAGGACUGGACUCGCAUGAAAGCCAAGCUGGGCUCAGCUAAAGGUGGUCCGUAUCUUGGAGUCCACUUGCGCAGGAAGGACUUCAUCUGGGGGCACAGAGAGGAUGUACCCAGCCUGAAGGGGGCCGUCAAGAAAAUGCGCAGCAUGAUGAAGAAGCACAAACUAGACAAUGUGUUUGUUGCUACAGACGCAGAUGGGGACGAAUUGAAGGAGUUGAAAAAGUUGUUGCCAGAAAUGGUACGGUUUGAGCCUUCCCCCGAGGAUCUGGAGCUCCUGAAAGACGGAGGAGUGGCCAUCAUUGACCAGUGGAUAUGUGCACAUGCAAGAUAUUUUAUAGGCACAUCAGUAUCUACCUUCUCUUUCCGGAUCCAUGAAGAGAGGGAGAUCCUGGGUUUUGAUCCCAAAAUGACAUACAAUCGUUUCUGUGGCGACACUGAGAAAGAAUGUGAACAGCCAACACACUGGAAAAUAAUCUAUUGAUGUGACCUCUCUGAUUUACCUGACACACGCAAGUGCCAAUAGCAGUGUUAAAAAGGGACAUUUAUUAUGAAUUCUACGAGAUAUCUUGACUAUUUUACUGUGUAGUUUUUACAUUUUAUUAAGAGUUGUGCAAUCCGGUCCGUUUGGGACCACUGCGACUGAACCUUACGAACAAAAAGCCAAGACUGUGCUGCCAAACAUGUGUUCCUUUAGUGUUUAAAUUCAAUCUUCAACUGUUUUGUAGGUUGUGUGUUGAAAAAGUUCAUCCCUCAUGUCUGCCUGUUAAAUGUGUCUUAUGACUGAAACAGAUCGUGUUGUACGAGUAUUCCAAGUUCAACAUUUUGUGAGAUUCAAAGCUGUUCAGCCUCUAAACUUUCUAUCAUUAAAUAUUCUUCUUCUUAAAAAAAACACACAUGUAUGAAGUUGCCCUCAGAGAUCAGAUCACAAGCACACUAUGAAGAUGCAUUUUUUAAUUUAAAGAGGACUUUGCUUUAAUGGGGAAUCUGUUUACAAUCUGUGUUUUUAACUAAAAAACCAUUGUGUUGCCCUUUGUUUUCACAAAAAAAUGUCUUAUUGUAGUUUCUCUUUUGCAUAACUUGUAUUUAAAGUGAAACCUGCAUUGCUUUUGCUUUGAUAUAUUUCCUUUUUACUGCCUUUGUUUGCACAUCGUUUCAUUUCUUAGUGUGUUAUUGCAUCCAAUUCUAGAUCAAUUGGUUAGCACGUGUGUCCUUAUUUUUUUUGCACAUAAACCUAUAAAAAACAACUCACAAAACACACUGCUCUAUAGCGCUCCUAGUGGUCAAAAACUCCACAUGAUACCUUUAAAAUGGCAUAUAAUACAUCUCAGUUGAGGAUUUGUUCAAAGAAUAGCUAUCUCUGUUUUGUCCAUUGUUUUUCAGUUUUAUGUGGAAUAUAUGCUCGUGUGAGUUUUGUAUGCAGUGCCAGUAUUAUCUUUGUUACAUGGGAAAUGACAUGAUGUUUAAAAAAAUCAUUUGUCCUCUCAUUUGUUUUAUAAACCUUAUGCUGUAUAUAACAUGGAGACCAUUAUAGUGUUAUCACCAGGGAUACAAAGUUUUGAAAUGCCUCCGAGGAGCCACUGUGUCCAGCCAGACAUGAAGCUGUUAUCUUAAAAAAAAAAUGUUGAUCCUGAGGAUGUCCACCUUUUGAUCUUGUAUGGGUUUUAUCUAAAGACUCAUUUUGUACAGCUGAUGUGUACUUUUGUUGUUGAAUAAAAGUUUUAAGCAGA
Molecule: messenger RNA, 2595 nt
Organism: Labrus mixtus (cuckoo wrasse)
Lineage: Eukaryota; Metazoa; Chordata; Actinopteri; Labriformes; Labridae
Gene: pofut2
Product: protein O-fucosyltransferase 2
Exons: 9
Coding region: 9-1349 (446 amino acids)
Biological process (GO): protein O-linked glycosylation via fucose
Molecular function (GO): peptide-O-fucosyltransferase activity
Source: RefSeq, a predicted model, not a curated record